AUGAACUUUGUUUUAUCCCCAUACGAGAGCCAAGGUGACACCCUCAUAACCCUCACCCUGGUUCCAGUGGAGCCAGACACCCAGCCAGCAGGCAGCAGCCAGCCAGCAAGCAGCCAGUCUGUGUCACCCCAGAAUCCUCUGCCUGUCACCCCUGUCUCCACUGGACGUGCCACCAUGGGAAAGAGGAAAAGGAGCACUGAGCCAGACCUCUCCGAAUUUCAGAAGAGCAUUCUGGGCAACCUGACCCUCUCCCUGCUGCUUCUCAGCAUAGUGGGCAGACUGAUGGGGCUGGAGGUGGUUGAGGCAUUUCAGGAAGAGACUCAGGGGAAAGGGGUGUGUUUGGAAUUCAUAGAGACUGUCCGCAGAGAAACUAUUGUCAGUGAUGCCAGACGAACAGCCCUCACAAUUCAAGCCUCGACUGCGAGGGUGAUUCUGAUCUUUUGCUGGUACACAGAAGCAAAGAAAGUUUUUCUGGAGCUGGCCAAGAUAAAUGUGACUGACAGACAGUUUCUGGCAAGUGAAGCUUGGAGCACCAGUGAUGAUCUUCUUCAAGAUCUUGCCAUCUCUGAUGUGGCAAGUGGUGUUCUAGGUGUGGCCAUUCGUAGUUCAACAAUACCUGGAUUUGAAAGUUAUUUAAAAAAUUUGUACCCAGUUCAUCGUCCAGAUGAUGAAUUCUUACGAGAAUUCUGGGAAAUGGAGUUUGAAUGCAGUUCUGGAGCUACGCAAGAACAAGCUUCUCUAGCCCCUUGCAGUGGCACCGAGUCCCUGGCGGGAGUUCAGAAUCACUUCACUGACACCUCCCAGUUGCGGGUGACAUAUAAUGUCUACCUUGCUGUUUAUGCUGCAGCCCACGCCCUUCACAGUGUUCUGUCCUGCCCUGACAGAGACAGUUCUCCCAGAAACAACAGCUCCACCUGCUCCUCUCCAAAACAUAUCAAACCCAUAGAGCUGUUGCAACACUUGAACAAAGUGAAUGUCACCACACCACACGGGGACAUGUUUUAUUUCCAAGGUGCCGACAUUCCAGCAAAGUACGACCUUGUCAACUGGCAGAACACCCCUAAAGGGUCUCUCAAACUUGUUUUGAUUGGUCGUGUGGACGGGUCUGACCUUCACCUUAAUGAGUCAGCUAUUCAGUGGAGCACAGGAUCCAAUCAGGUGCCUACUUCAGUGUGCAGUGAGAGCUGUCCCCCAGGUACCCGAAUGGCUGAAAGGAAAGGAGAACCUCUCUGCUGCUUUGACUGUAUCCCAUGUGCUGAAGGGGAGAUAAGCAAUAAAACUAGUUCCCAUCACUGUGAGCGCUGUGCAUCUGAGUUCUGGUCAAAUGCUGAUCAAACUGCCUGCAUCCCUCGCCAGCUGGACUUCCUUUCCUUUAAUGAGACUUUGGGCAUUACUCUGACUGCAGUAGCUGUGUCUGGUGCUGUGGUGACAACAGCUGUGUUUGUGGUGUUUCUCUACUAUCGUCAAACACCAAUGGUUCGAGCCAACAAUUCAGAACUGAGCUUUCUGCUUCUCCUGUCGCUGAAGCUCUGCUUCCUGUGCUCACUGGUGUUCAUUGGUCGUCCAUCAGUCUGGGCUUGUCGGUUCCAGCAGGCAGCUUUUGGGAUCAGCUUUGUACUUUGUGUCUCCUGCCUCCUGGUGAAAACCUUGGUAGUUCUUGCUGUUUUCCGUUCAGCUCGGCCUGGUGCUGAGGCUUUGAUGAAGUGGUUUGGUCCCGGCCAGCAGAGAGGAAGUGUCUGCCUCUUUACAUCUAUACAGGUUAUCAUCUGUGCCAUAUGGCUGUCCCUCAGCCCCCCGGUGCCUCAACGUGAUCUGGGUUUCAAAGGGUCAAAGGUCACCCUGGAGUGUGCCAUGGUCUCUGUGGUGGGCUUCUCUCUGGUUCUGGGUUACAUUGGUCUGCUGGCCUGCACCUGUCUCCUCCUGGCCUUUCUUGCUCGGAAACUCCCUGACAACUUCAAUGAGGCCAAACUGAUCACCUUCAGCAUGCUGAUAUUCUGUGCUGUCUGGGUGGCCUUUGUCCCUGCUUACGUUAGCUCUCCUGGAAAGUAUGUUGUAGCUGUGGAGAUUUUUGCAAUCCUGGCCUCUAGCUAUGGUUUGCUGCUUUGCAUUUUUGCCCCCAAAUGUUUUAUCAUUCUCUUGAGGCCUGAGAAAAACACAAAGAAGCACCUGAUGGCCAGGUAG
Epinephelus moara (kelp grouper) is the source of this 2181-nucleotide messenger RNA. Its product is annotated as extracellular calcium-sensing receptor-like. Lineage: Eukaryota; Metazoa; Chordata; Actinopteri; Perciformes; Serranidae. The transcript is spliced from 9 exons. The record is from RefSeq and is a predicted model, not a curated record. Bases 1 to 2181 code for a protein of 726 amino acids. Gene Ontology annotation, biological process: G protein-coupled receptor signaling pathway. Gene Ontology annotation, cellular component: membrane. Gene Ontology annotation, molecular function: G protein-coupled receptor activity.